UAUAGAUUGUAAGAAAUUUGAAUAUCGUAGUCAGACUGUCAGAGCACUCUUGCCAUUACCAGAUUUGCCAUUACUCUUUCAAAUUCUUCAAAUCGUGCCGCGGAAGAAACACAAACCCAAACUACACCUGCUUCGUCUCUACACUACACUCAUAUAUAGUUCAAGAGUAGAGAAAUUGAUAGUGUGUCUGCGUUGGAGCGAGAAUUUGAUUGCAUCCAUGGAAAAUUCAAACGAAGAAUUCGAACCCCUUUUUGAUUAUACUCGCGUUCAGCCUGCUGGAGUCAUCUGCCUAGACGAUGACCUGGAUGAAACGCCGGUUUUCGACCCAAAGAAACGGAAAAUCUCGGCUGCUGCGGAUGAGAAGAAACAACAUGAUCUAAAUUCGAAAGAUGUGACGGUGGUAGCAUGUGAUGAUAAGGAAGAAGAAGAAGAGGAUUGGUUGCCUCCGCCGCCAAAGAAUCUAGAUCAGAAUUCGAAAAGUAUUGGCGAGGACUCUACGUUGAAGGCCAUAAGGUUAAAGAAGAAGGAAUUGGCAUCUUUUGCACUGUCGGCCGAUGAAGUGGUUCGGGCCGUUGAAGAGUCUGUAAGGAAAGGCCUCAAUGCUUCCUCUCAAUCUUCCCCAUCUUCCCCAAAAACUGAUACCAAGCAGCCGGUGGAGCCUCACCACGAGAGGGCAAAACUUGUAAUAUCCAUCCAGGACAAAGACGAGCUCAAGCAAUUUCGAGUAUACAAGGACGAUAAAUUUGAACGACUCUUCAAGAUGUAUGCUGAAAAAAUUAAGGUGGAUGUGAAAAAUCUGGUCUUUUCCUUUGAUGGGGAUAGAGUAAAUCCUGCUCAAACACCCAAUAGCCUCGGAAUGGAGGAUGACGACAUCUUAGAAGUGCACGUAAAGCCAAGCUGAUCCUGCGUAAGGGUGUCGAGCUGACUUCUUUAGAGAGACAUAGUUUUUUUGCUUUCUGGAUCUUUUUUGCUCCAACUGAUCCCUUUUGCUCUGGAUCUGUAAAUUGAUUCUUUUUCUUUCCUGAAUUGAUGGCUGAUUUGGUGUAAAAACUGUUUGUUGAAGUUCUUUGGUAAUUGUAUCAUAACAUCUUUAGUACUACUA
Messenger RNA from Salvia miltiorrhiza (redroot sage), 1102 nucleotides. RefSeq lists its product as uncharacterized. NCBI's taxonomy places the organism in Eukaryota, Viridiplantae, Streptophyta, Magnoliopsida, Lamiales, Lamiaceae. The transcript has 7 exons. The coding region runs from base 218 to 901 and encodes 227 amino acids. The record is from RefSeq and is a predicted model, not a curated record.